Pyricularia grisea is the source of this 2018-nucleotide messenger RNA. RefSeq lists its product as uncharacterized. Gene Ontology annotation, biological process: transmembrane transport. The record is from RefSeq and is a predicted model, not a curated record. The transcript has 3 exons. Gene Ontology annotation, molecular function: transmembrane transporter activity. NCBI's taxonomy places the organism in Eukaryota, Fungi, Ascomycota, Sordariomycetes, Magnaporthales, Pyriculariaceae. The coding region runs from base 107 to 1687 and encodes 526 amino acids.
CACUCUGCUGCUUAAUUUUUCUUUGGCUUUGUUUCUCAUUCUUACCCAGGCAGAUAUUCAUUCUCUACUGCCUGCAACACACCACAUAAUAAAACCAACAAAAUAGAUGAACGCCGCACUAGCAGACGAGAACGACCCCCUUUUGGGAACAGUCGCGGAGCAACAUGUCCGCCAUGCGGUGACCGAGGACCCUGACGACAUUGGCUCCGACUCUCAGGAGUCGGGCGCCGUCCUGGUCGAUGGAGAGCUGCUCGAGUUUGACCCCAAAGGUGACCCGGAAAAUCCGAUGGAGUGGGCGCCCGCCUUCAAAUGGAGCAUUGUCAGCUUGUUGGCCCUUUUUGCAUUCUGCAUAACAUUCACCUGCAUUUCCGUCGUCCCAGUCGCCUCACAAAUCGUUCGGGACCUGGACGGCGAUGAUGAUAGUUCCCGGGAUUCGGCCUCUCGGGCCGCCAGCGCUGCCCUCCUGGUGACCAUCUGGGAGCUCGGCGAGGCGGCCGGCCCGCUGCUGAUCGCCCCACUGUCCGAGAUCUACGGCCGGUGGCCUGUCAUCAACGGCGCCAACAUCCUCUUCGUGCUGACCACCGUGCUGGCCGCCACGUGCCGCCGCACCGACAUGUUCAUCGCCGCCCGGGCCAUGACCGGCGCCGCCGUCGCCACAAACGUCCUCAACCCGGCCAUCGUCGGCGACAUGUUUGUGCGCGAGGAGCGCGGCAAGCCCAUGAGCCUGUGCAUCUUUGCCCCCAUGCUCGGCGGAGCCAUCGGGCCCAUGCUCAGCGGCGCCGUCGCCCAGACCCUUGGCUGGCGGAGCUUCAUCUGGAUCAGCGCCGGUUUGGCCGCCGGCUGCGAGCUGAUCUUUCUGUGCUUCUUCCGCGAGACCUACAAGGUCGCCAUCCUAAAGAAGAGGAGGGCCGCCGUUGGAGAGGCCAAGGAGAGAAGCCGACGCGUGGCCUACGGAACCGUGCACGAGUGCCAGAAGGUUGAGGCUCCGGUCAGCAGCGGGCAGAUGCUGUACGAGGCUAUUCUGCGGCCGGGCAUCGUUUUGUGGGGUUCUGGGGUGCUUUUGGCCCUUGCGUUUGCCGGCUCCAUCUCCUUUUCGUAUUUUUACAUCAUUUCGGUGACUUUGCCGGAAAUGUUGGCGGAUCGGUAUGGAAUGACGCCUGCACAAACGGGUGCUUCAAUGCUGAGUUGGAGCUUCGGAGGCUUUAUCGCCAUCUUCAUCUGCAACCGGUUCCUAGACAGCAUCUACAUCAAGCUCCGCGACAGCAAUGGCGGCCGCGGCCUCCCCGAAUAUCGCCUGCCACUCGUCGUCCUCGGCGCCGUGACCGUACCCCUCGCCACGGCCGGCUACGGUUGGUCGGCAGAACUGCGCCUCCCGCUCCCAGUCCUGCUUGGCACUGUCGUGCUCAUGGGCGUGUCCAUCAUGCUGACGGCGAUGCCGCUCAUGGCGUACGUGGUCGAUGCAUUUGGCGUCUACUCGGCCUCGGCUAUUACCGGCGUCAUCAUCCUCAGGUGCCUGAUGGGUGCUUUCCUCCCCCUGAUGGUCGCGCCGCUCGUGCGGGGCCUGGGUUGGGGUUGGGCAUUUACCUGCUUGGCGGGUCUCAUCGCCUCUGUAGCUCCUAUUCCCAUCCUUAUCUUGCGAUAUGGAGAGCGAUGGCGGGCUGCCAGUCGGUAUUCAAGGGAUGCCUGAGAUCUAGGUUAUGAACUGUAUGGAUUUAUGGACUUGCGCACGCGCCGAGGAUCGAAAUGAUGAUAAUAAAAAAAAGGAAAAGAGGGAUUACAUGACGGCUGAUGAUACUACGCAAACUACUUGGGGGCUGUACGUUGUGGGCUCCCUCAAAGAGGGGGUUGCAAUAUCAUGAUUUUUUGACAAAAUCGUGGGCCAAAAUUUUUCUUGAAAAUCGAGCUUACAAAUAUUUUAACCCAUAUAAACCGUAGUCUCAGUGCUCAGACUAGACCACCCCUGCUUCGCAGUGGUGGACCGGACGCUCCAUGUACCUUUCAGCCACACGGCUUUUCGA